This is a messenger RNA of Microcebus murinus (gray mouse lemur), 2653 nucleotides long. RefSeq names its product ADAM metallopeptidase domain 8 (gene ADAM8). The record is from RefSeq and is a predicted model, not a curated record. Gene Ontology annotation, biological process: regulation of cell-cell adhesion; inflammatory response; positive regulation of cellular extravasation. Lineage: Eukaryota; Metazoa; Chordata; Mammalia; Primates; Cheirogaleidae. Gene Ontology annotation, molecular function: metalloendopeptidase activity; cell adhesion molecule binding.
GGUGUCCCUUGCCCAGCCCUCCACACGCCCUGCCCCGUGCUCCGCUGGCGCCCGACCAUGCGCGGGCCGGGGCUCUGGCCGCUCGGUGCGCUCUGGCUGCAGGGCUUGGCUCUCAGCUGCGCCUUGCCCAGCGUGGACAAGUUCGAGGUGGUGCUUCCCCGGCGCCUGCCGGGACCCCGAGCCCGCCGCGCCCUGCCCUCCUCCCGCACGGGCUUGUACCCGGAGAGCGUGAGUUACGUCCUGGGGACCCAGGAGCACAACUUCACCCUGCACCUGAGGAAGAACAGGGAACUUCUGGGCUCGAGAUACACAGAGACCUACACGGCCACCAAUGGCUCCGAGGUGACGGAGCAGCCGCCCCUGCAGGACCACUGCUUGUACCAGGGCCACGUGGAGGGGCACCCACGCUCGGCGGCCAGCCUCAGCACCUGUGCGGGCCUCAGGGGCUUCUUCCGGGCAGGGUCAGCCGUCCACCUGAUCGAGCCCCUGGAUGGGGCCGGCGAGACAGGGCGGCACGCGCUGUACCAGGCCCAGCACCUGCAGCAGCAGAAGGCCGGGACCUGUGGGGUCAGUGACGCCAGCCUGGACGACCUCCUGGGGCCCCGAGUCUCUGCAGCCUUCAGGCCUCGGCCCCGGAAUGGGCCACUAGCCCGAGGGCCCCGUUUCGUGGAGCUGUACGUGGUCACAGACAGCGCAGAGUUCCAGAAGUUGGGGAGCAGAGACGCUGUGCGCAAGCGGGUGCUGGAGGUGGUGAACCACGUGGACAAGCUGUAUCAGGAACUCAACUUCCGCGUGGCCCUGGUGGGCCUGGAGGUCUGGAGCCACAGAGACAAGUUCCUCGUCAGCCCCCACGCCAACAUCACGCUGGAGAACUUCCUCGCCUGGCGCGCGAGGGACCUGGUGGGACGGCACCCGCACGACAACGUGCAGCUCAUCACGGGCGUCAACUUCGUCGGCACCACCGUGGGCCUCGCUAAGGUGUCUGCCAUGUGCUCCCGAAGCUCAGGGGCUGUGAACCAGGACCACAGCCAGAGCCCCGUGGGCGUGGCCUCCACCUUGGCCCACGAGAUGGGCCACAACCUGGGCAUGGACCACGACGAGAACAUCCCGGGCUGCCACUGCCCCGUGCCGCGUGCGGGUGGUGGCUGCAUCAUGGCAUCCAGCAUCGGCUCCGCCUUCCCCAGGAUGUUCAGCCACUGCAGCCGGGCCGACCUGGAGACGUUUGUGGAGAAGCCGGGGACGGCCUGCCUGGCCAACGCCCCUGACCUCGGCCGGCUGGUGGGCGGCCCCGUGUGUGGGAACCGGUUUGUGGAGCGUGGAGAGCAGUGUGACUGCGGCCCCCCCGAGGACUGCCAGAACCGCUGCUGCAACGCCACCACCUGCCAGCUGGCCGCGGGGGCCGAGUGCGCCCAGGGCGCCUGCUGUCACGAGUGCAGAGUGAAGCCGGUCGCUGAGCCCUGCCGCCCCGCAAAGGAUGAGUGCGACCUGGAGGAGUUCUGUGAUGGCCGGCAGCCUGAAUGCCCGGAAGACGCCUUCCGUGAGAAUGGCAUGCCCUGCCACGGGGGCUACUGCUACGACGGCACCUGCCCCACGCUGGCCGGGCGGUGCCAGGACUUAUUUGGGCCAGGUGCAUGGGUUGCCGCGGAGACCUGCUUCUCCUACAGCAUCUCGGCAGGCUGUGGGGUCAGCGUCCCUCUUAGCACGGACAGGGUCAAGUGUGGCGUCCUGUUCUGCAACGGGGGGCGGCAGCGCCUGGAGGGAACCACCUGCACCUUGACCUUCUCCUCGGCCGUGUGCCGAGCUCUCACCACCGACAACAGUGCCACCUACGAGCCGGUGCCCUCGGGCACCCGUUGCGGCCCAGAGCAGGUUUGCUGGGAAGGUCGCUGCCAGGACCUCCACGUUUACAGAUCCAGGAACUGCUCAGCCCAGUGCCACGGCCACGGGGUGUGCAACCACAAGAAGGAGUGUCACUGCCACCCGGGCUGGGCCCCACCCCACUGCAAAAAGCUGCUGACGGACGUGCAGGCAGAGUCUGGGAGCCUCCCUGUCGGUGUGUUGGUGGCUCUGGGGCUCCUGGCAGCCGUGGCAGCCGUGGCAGUCAUCCUGGCAGGCGUCAUUGUCCACUGCAAGGCCCGGAGCCGUGCCCAGAGGAACGUGGCACCCAAGAGUACCGUGGGGCUCUUCAACCCCCUGUUCCACCAGGGUGAUGGCAGCAAGCCAGCCAAGGGUGGGGCCCCAGCCCCCACACAGGGCCCCUCAGUGCUGGCCUCUACCACCCACCCCAGCCAGCCCCCCAGAACCCAGGUGUCUGCAGUGACCCCAAAGAGGCCACCCCCUGCUCCUCCUGCUGCUGUGUCCAGUACACCCCUCUCAGUUCCUGUCUACACCCGGCAGGAGCCAGGGCAGCUCAGACCUGCUCCGCCCACCAAGCCCCUCCCACAGCUCAAGCCCAAGCAGAUCAUCAAGCCGACCUCUGCACCCCCGAUGCCACCAGCCAAGCCUGGGGCUGGAGGGGCCAAGUUUGGUUUGACGCAGGUGAGGCCCACCCCCAGGCACACACAGGAGGUUGCUGGCCCAAAGGUUGCCUUGAAACCCCCUGUCCAGAGGAAGUGAUGGGGCCAGAGCUCCAAGAGCACCGUGGGUAGGGGGG